Molecule: messenger RNA, 7973 nt
Organism: Hydractinia symbiolongicarpus
Lineage: Eukaryota; Metazoa; Cnidaria; Hydrozoa; Anthoathecata; Hydractiniidae
Product: acid-sensing ion channel 2-like
Exons: 7
Coding region: 5809-7572 (587 amino acids)
Biological process (GO): sodium ion transmembrane transport
Cellular component (GO): membrane
Molecular function (GO): ligand-gated sodium channel activity
Source: RefSeq, a predicted model, not a curated record
AAACUAUGUAUCGUAUCAGAAUUUAAACAAGGGAUUGAAGUUGAAUUCUUAUUCCAAAAUCUCAAACUUUAAACGCUGAAAAUUUAUAACAAUGAAUCCAAAUCUGAGUGAGGAAGACCUUCUAACGAAUUCUAAAGAAAAAUUACUUUAACCAAGUUAUAAUGAUGCUAAAAAAGCAACAAAAAUAUGUUUUAUAUUCUGCAUGCUAAGCAUAUACGUGGGUUUUAUGACAUAUGAAAUUUCAUCGCCAGAUGUCUAAAUGAUAGUUUCAAAAUUUAAAACAUCAAAAAAGAGAUGGGAUAAAAUAAAGAAGAAUAACAAAUAAAAACAAUGAAUAAAAAGGUUUGUAAAAAACACAUGUCUCCGUGGAGAGCCUUUAUAAUUUAGUUAUGUUUAAAAAUGAUUGUUACAUAAACGAAGUAAUAUUUUAUGCAUCUCAAUUUCUUGUAAAGAACUUCAGAGGAGAGCUACGAUUGGUUACGAUUUUGGUUGGUUUGGUAUUGGGUAUUAUGGGAGUCAUGUGACCUUUUAUAGAUUGAGUGUUGAUUGGCUGCUACAAGAAAGAUGAAAACAAUCCUACUCUCGAUCUCGACGUCGUUCCAUUGUUUACUUUCGUGUAAGUGGAGACUCAUUGUGAAAAAAAUGCCCCUAUUCCAGUAUACACCUCAUUCUAUUAAACGCCCUAUUCCAAUAAACACACAAAAAACCUCAUUCUAAUAAACGCCCUAUUUCAGUAAACGCCUCAUUUCCAGUAAACUCCUUAUUUUAGUAAACAAAUUAUUCCAGUAAACGUCUUUGUUAUCCAAUUUCUUCUCAGCAACAGACCCUUUUAAGCUAAUCCCGAAAUUCAUCGAAUCAGUUGGCACAGUGUUUGAAUUCUUAAACAUCAAGAUUUGUUCAUCUUUCACAAUCCUAAACACGGGAUUAAAAAAAAAAUUCGAGAACAAAGUUUCAAAGCAAAGAAACCUGGCAGUAUAUUUUAAGGACUAUUAUAGAAAAUGUCGAUGUCCGUCGUUAAAAACGCUUUAAACAAUUUUCAGAGUGUGGAGAACAGCAUAAAAAGGUUGUUUAGAAACAAAGUAGAAAGUAAAAUCUUUACAACACAACACAAGUUUUAUUUGUUGUAAAAGCAACAUUUUUAAUUGUUUUGCAAACUUUUUAGAUCGAACCCAUCAAAUAGUUACAACCAGAGUGGCACGUCUGUUCUUUCCUUAUCGUAAAUUGUUAUCAUGACUCCUACUAUUGUGUCUGUUUCUUUGUUUCAUUCAACCAUCCAUUCCUUUUUAUUUUUACUGAUUUUAAUAUUAGAUAAAGAUCAGUUACGCCAUUUUAAAGAUUAUAAUUUUGCUACAUAAAAAUCUUUGAAAACAGGAUUAGGGUUAAUUCGCAAUAGUUUAGGUUUUUAAGCCCUGCGUUUAGUGAAGUUUGUUUUGUAUACAUAGGAGUUGUAGAAUUCUUUUAUAUCAAACGAAGAAAAGACAUGUUGAUACAACAUCGUUUUGUUAUUGUGAAGCAAAACAAAGUGGAACAAAUGUUUAUAAGCUGAGUUUAUAGUUAGUAAGAAUUAAUUUCACAUAAUGUUAGCUAUUUUUUGUAAAAAAUAUUUCGUCUUAAAGAAUUGCGUUGUUUGAGAUGUGUGAUAAUAUUAUGGAGUAUUGUGAAGUUUUCUUUUAUUGAAAAUAAUAUGAAUAAAUUUACUGUUGUUGGUUAAGUAAAAGGAUAAUUUAUUACAAAAACCAAACACAUUUAUUUAAACACGUUAAUACUUUCUUAUAAAAAAACUGAUUAACUCAAACCUCAGAUAACUCAAAAUUUCGUUAAUUCGACUUAUUUUUAUUAAACAUAAAUAGAUAAUGCUGCCUGUUAAGUAAACUUCUAUUUACAAGGGACUUGCAUACUUUCUUAAUCUCUAAGAUUACACCUUUUCCCGGUAAUGAAACAUGAGAAAAGACAAUUCGCAGCAAUGAUAGGAUACAAGUUAACGAAGAAUAAAAACAAAAUCUUCAAAUUAGAUGCAAAAAAAAUUUCAGGAUAAAAAUAUUCUAUGGAUAUUCCUAACUUUUUGUCUAAUUUCAUCUUCAAAAAAUUUUAGUUAUAUGUAAUAAAAUAGAGGGCGCCUUUUGUGGGAGGUUGAGAUUAAAAGCGAUUACUGUGCAUAAAAAUAAAAUCUCGUUCUACUCUUGCGUGGGAAUUUCAUGUCGCGUUGAUCCCCCAACAGGUAAAUAAAAAAGAUAAAGAGAGAUGAGCAUUAUCGUUUUUAUCGUCUUUGUGGAUUUUAAAACUGAAUUCCUAGAAAUUUACCAACAUAUCGAAUUAGUCAUCGAAAACGUAAAAAAAAUGGAAAGAAUCAAAAAAGUUUUCAUUAUUGACAUUUGGAAAUAGCUUUCAGUUAAAAUCAUUUUUUUUGUAGGAUUUACAUAUAUAGAUGUUCUUAUUUUCAUUUCAAUGAAAACACACAAAAGUUCAUCUAUCAUAAUAUUUGGGAACAGGUUAUUGUUCUUCUGGUUUAGCUAAAACCGACAACAUUUGGUUUGAGGAAAAACUUUGCAAAAAAAUAUACACGAAUUGGUUGAAAAACAUUGUGAGCAAAACUUAUCGUAGAUCGUAACUUGAUUUGCAGAAAAGAGUUGAUUGUAGAGAGAGCAAAGAAAGAGAGAGCAUGCAGAACUUACAAGGUUUUUGAUUAAAGAUGGCUCGUAAAUAAAAAAUCGCAACUUAAAAAAUAUUGAUUGACACAUAAGUCAACAUGGCUGUCAUAUUUCAUGUUGGUCCACAGUGAUGGAUCGUGUAAUGUAUGUGUUUGUUUGUUUGUUUGUUUUUUGUUCUAUAACUGCUAUGUAUUUGGUUUUUUGUGGUGCUUGCUAUAUUGUAUUGCACACUCCGCGAUACGAAAAGUGGCCUUGGAAAAGUUUAUUUAUAAAACUCUUGAAGACUUAAAAUGUUUUUAAUUUUUCUCUCUUUUCGUUAUUUUUGAUAUUUGGCAAAUGAUGUUAUUGGCAAAUCCUCCCAUAUGCUUAACGUUCUAAAAUUUUAAACCAACCAUUUUACUCUGAAUUUUUGCUUAAGUAAGGUUUGAUAUAGCAUAAAAAUGUCCCCAGUUUACUGAUUCAUACAGAAGUGUUCUCAUGUUGUGGAGAAGAAAAGGUAAGUCCAAUACGAAUGCUGCUAAUCAAAAAGUCUAACUUCAUUUUAAUAUUUUUUUAUGUAUAACCACUUUACAAAAAAAGUGAAAAGAGGCCUGGGACUGACAAAACUAGAGGAUUUGGCAAACGACGAUAAAUAAUCUAAGUAAGAAGAGCUGAGAACAAAAUAUUUAUUUUAAUCGAUGGGAUUACUAGUCUAAAAAUGUAAUAUUAAGUUUAAGAAACUUGGGUGCUAAAUUAUCAUGCUAAACAUCAAGUAUCAAUUUAAUUAUAUCAAAGCUACACUUUUGAUAAUAAAACAUUCUUAUGCGUUUCUAUAACCUCAAACUGUUUGUUCCAACCCUCUUCAUGCAUCUAUCUCCUGAAGAUUAAUUUCUACGCUAUGAUCCCUUUUCUAUUUGCAGAUUCUAUUGUGCUUUGUCCCAUACCUAUUUGAACUUUGCAUUAAUUUGAUGGCAUAACCUAGGAUUUAAAAAAAUACCUUUUGUCAUCAAUACAAAUUCCUUACUCCUUCGCAGUUGUUAAAUACAGUCUGUCGUUUUUGUGGCAAAUCUUUUGACUAAUAAUUCCAUAAAAACUUGGCUACACUUUUGUCACAUUUCAUUUCUUUUUUUCAGAUUAGUUUGCGCCAAAAAAAACUAUUGAUAGAGAAACCUAAUUACUCACUACGAUGGAGAGUUGAAGAGUUUGGAUAAGGCAAACAGCUAGAUGUUUAUGUACAGUCUAGCUAACACUAGUCUUAAAAUUUUUUGUAUUGUUUACAACUAUCUGUGUCAUUUGGAUUAAAGUUAAAAAAAACAGGGAAUUACUAAUUUUGUACAAUCCGGAGAAAAAAUUCGUUGUUUUUCCGGCUGGAAAGUUUAUAAAGAACGUUGAAGUACGUACAUUUCUACAGGGUUUCAUCACUGUAUGGUUGCACAAACUGCGUAUGUGUUAUUUCAAUAUUUGUUUGUUUGUUUAUUUGUUUGUUUGUUUGUUUGUUUAUUUCAACACUGUGCAGCUUCGCAUACUUGUGACUAACAAGAGCAAAUUUUCUUUAAGAAAAGUCUAUUCUGCAAAAUCGCUUUAAAACAGUCACCUAAUUCUAGGAGGAUAAUUUUAAUAACAUUUUCUAUACAUAUAAAAGUACCGAACGAUUACAUGCGAGUCGAAUCUGACAAUUAAAUACCAUAGUUUUGACUCGUUUAAUUAGAUAGAAAGAGGAUCAGAUGACUAUAUUUUAGAUGCUAUAUAUAUCUUUUUCGCCUUUUAAAUAACGAAUUUGUAAAUGCACAAGCAUAAAAAAUGUCUAGUUAAGAAACAUGGGAGAAAAUAUAACACGUUCUUUUCAAACCGUUCAAAGUUUUUUUCACUUAGUCGUGUUGUUCAGUUUAUUUUAUUACGUUCAAAAGCGAUUAUUUACAUUGCGACUCACUGACAGAAAAAUCGACGAAUAAAAGAAGAUUUAUACACAUUUAUAUAUAUUUAUAUGAUUGCCGGAAGAUAGAAACUUGAAAUGGUUUAAUGAAAUAAUAAUGUUAUUUUGUUUUUAUAGAAGAGAAGUUUAUCUAUAUUAGAUUGUACUUGAAGUUUCGUGUUAAUUCCUCAAUCAACAAUGUUUGAUAUUUAUAGGAAUGUAAGGUGGACGUCCCAGUGUGUGUGUCAUUCUCUAAAAGUGACAAAAUUGACAAGUGAAUAGUGACAAUGGUAAAACUUCUUCGAUAAAACUUACACUUGUACCAAACAGACUUAUGUGAUUUUUUUACUGUUGUGAAUCUAAUGGGGAAAGUACAGCUUUUUGUGGUAGGAUGGCGAAAAAAAGUUUGUUUUUUGAAUUUGUUUGUUUUUCAUUAAAAACAUACAAUCCUGUUUUAAUAUUUUCACAUUUAAUGAUCUUUAUUAGUUAUCAAUAUGUCAUACAAAUAUUUAUCUUUCUGCAGAGACGAUGGUAUCUGAGUUAUCAUAUAUUAACAAGAUAUAAAACAAUAAAAUAUCUUGCUCUAAAUGACAACUUUCGUUCCUGUUGGCAUUUGAAAUACCUCAAUACUUAUCUGUUCAGGCUCUUAAAUAAAUUUUGCAUUAUUGCACACAUUUUUUUUCGUCUAUGUCAGGCUGUGAAGUCUAUUGAUUUCUUUUUACUGUUAAUAUAGCUAUGUAUAUCUUAAGAAGCCUUCAUCAAGAUUAAGAAUAUUAAGGGAUAUAUUUUGUCUAACAGCAAGCGGGUUUCAUGUUUUAUGAAGUAUGAAGCAGCUUACAGCGUCUACAAUUUGGGAAGUAUUAACUUUAUCUUAUUAUACUAAUGUUUAAAAAAUGUUUACAACUGUUAAUAAUUUCCACACAUGUUUGAAGUUCUGUAUUGUUUCAAUUUCAUCUGUUUUUUGUUUAAAAAGGAACGAGAAGGAUUUCGGGAUAGGAUAAGUGUAGCAAGCAAUAUUAGCUGAUAAAAUCUCCAAAUUUAACUGCAUUACAUUCUAUACUUUUUAUCCAAUCUGAUUGCAUUCUCGAUCGUUUAAUUAGUUAUAAUUACCGAGAUCAUAACAAUCAUAAUUCCUUUUUCACAAAUAAAAAGACCGAAGCGACAACACCUCUGUUAGAUGUUAUGAAGCUUCUUACCUUAAUGACAGAAGAAGAAUUUUUUAUGGAAUUGGUAUAGACUGAAAACUGAUCAUUUUCAGAGUCAAUAAAGAUGUCACAGUUUAAUAACGCGGCCUUACGCGUGUUACAACGCGCGCAAACCAUGAAACAGCAGAACGAUGGUAGUGUAUUAGUGGAGAAAUCAACAGAACCUGCAGAUGAACAAAAGGAUCCAUUACUAGCUGAAGAUAAAAAUAAAAUAACAAAUUUUUCCGAUAAAUACGGUUUUCCUUUUGCUCUUAACAAUAGCGAGGAGAAUGGGAAUGGUGACGUACUUAAUAACAACAUCAAAAAGCAAAAUGGCAGUGGCAGCCAAAAUGGCGGCAAGCCGGCAAAAGAAUUUGACGUACGCGACCGAUUUCGCCGAGCAGGGAUGAAAGCUAGAUUAGCUCGACGAAUGGAAAAAAUUGUUGAGGACCGGAUGACGGUAAAACAAAUUUUUAAUAGAUAUGUUCAGAAUUCCACUUUGCAUGGUUUCCGGUUCAUAUUUAUGAAAACGUUUGUAAUCAGAAGAAUAGCCUGGGCAAUUCUCACCUGUGCUCUGACUGCAGCGUUUUUAAAAGAACUUUACGACAGUGUUGAUCUAUUCUUUGAAUACCCUUUCACAACGACUUCUACGAUUGAAUACGUACCCAGUCUAAAAUUCCCAGCCAUUAGCCUGUGUAACAUGAACAACUUCGAUGCCAAUAGAAUUAAAAACAGUAAAUUAAAAAAGGUAUAUGAUAUGGGAAUGAUCCCGUUUGAUCACAAAUGGGGAGAUCCUGGGUAUGAUUUACCUGGUGAAGAACUUAUAUCCAUAUUACGCAACUCUUCACAGCCAAUAAAAAAUGAUUUACUGAGACAUUGCGAGUGGAAAAGUAGAGAGACUGCUAAAACAGGUGUUCCGACUUUAUGUGGAGCUCAAAAUUUUACGAAAUUUAGUAAUUUAUUUGGACAGACUUGUUAUACAUUUAACCCAGGAGAAAUGUUCGGGAAAACGGAAUUGCAUUUGAAUGAAACCGGUUUAAACUUAGCACUAAAACUCGAAUUAGAUUUAAAAGCAAACGAUACAUUGCAUGGUGUCCAAGAAGUGGGAUUGAAAGUCGUGGUGCACGACCAAGAAGAAUCGCCUCUUCAACAAGCUGGUUUUGUAGUUUCGCCUGGAUUUCAUACCUUUGUUGAAAUGAAUGUCAGAAGGACGGAGAAUCUGAAGCCACCUUACGCGACAAAAUGUGGCGAAACACCAUUGAAAUAUUGGAAACGAGACUAUCGACAAUCACAGUGUUUUUUAGAACAGCUUAGUGAAAAAGUGAAAAGCAAUUGUCAUUGCCGAGCGGGCUUCAUGCUAGAUAAAUCGUUACCAUAUUGUUCAUUAAAUCAAACACUGACUUGCUUGAUACCGAUUGUCCAUCAAUUCGAUCGUAAGACAAAUAGCAAAUGUCCAGUCGAUUGUGAAACAAUACAAUAUAUUACGUCACUAUCCUACGCUCGAUUUUUAUCAAGCCCUCCAAUCGGAAUGGAGCUUUUAAGAGAUAAAACUUACAUCAAGAAACUACAAACAACUAUGCAUACAGAAGAAUUCCAAAAAUACAUCGAGGAAAAUAUUGUGGUGGUCCAAUUUUUUUAUCAAGAGAUGAAAGAGGAAAUUGUGCAACAAGAACCAAGUUACGACUUUUAUAAAUUAGUGGGAGAUGUUGGUGGUCAACUCGGUCUCAUGUUGGGCGCAAGUGUUUUGACCUUGGUCGAGUUUGUCGAUCUAUUUCUCUUUACCAUGUAUCAUCAACUUUUGCGUUUAUCACGGAGAAGAAAACGAGAGCAUGAAACUGAUGUCAUGUAACGAGAGUGUGAAACUGAUUUCAUGUAACGAGAGCAUGAAACUGAUGUCAUGUAACGAGAGCAUGAAACUGAUGUCAUGUAACAAAAACAUGAAAGUCAUGUCAUGUGGCUGAAGCAGGAAAUGAUCUUGCGUAGCUGUUAAGACAUUGAAUAAAACGAAAAUUUUAUCUCCUUCGUGUAUUUGUGACACGAGGUGAUAAUAAAAACUAACAACAUGGAAGAAAUAUAAUUUCUCCUGCCAAUAAUUAUAACUUAAUGAAUACUUGCAGUUUAAAAAUAAAUAGUUUUUUUGUAAAUAGGAAUAAUUUUGUAUAAGUAGUAUUUUUUUGUGUUUGUAAUGUUAUUUAGUAUUACAAUCUCUAUUUAUUAAGAAUUGAAAAUAACAGAAUUCAAUAAAAAAAA